Molecule: messenger RNA, 1485 nt
Organism: Vairimorpha ceranae
Lineage: Eukaryota; Fungi; Microsporidia; Nosematidae
Product: ubiquitin c-terminal hydrolase
Exons: 1
Coding region: 1-1485 (494 amino acids)
Biological process (GO): regulation of DNA-templated transcription; double-strand break repair via homologous recombination
Source: RefSeq, a predicted model, not a curated record
AUGGAUUCUGAAGAAGACUUAAGAUUAUUAAAUUUUAGCAGCGAGGAAGAUGAUAGCUAUCAAAAAUCUUUAAGCCAUUCUGAACUGGGAUGUGAAAGUGAAGCUUUUGAAAAAGCAAAUGUUAGCUUAGACUCAAAUAAAUCUGAUAAAGCCUUGGAUGAUGCAUCAUUUAAUGAUGACAAGUGUUUUUUUUCUAGUGUAGCAGAUCUUGAAGACAGGGAGCAUUUUUUUUAUUCAAAAGAAAGUUCAGACCUAAUAGAAAACGACAACUUGUUUACUGAAGAACAUAAAAGAAUAAAAAUUGAAAGUGAUCGAAGCACAGAGGAUUCUAGACAAUCUUAUAGUGUCAGCUUAGGUAGCCCAAAGGUUAGUGUUUCACAAGAAAAAAAUUUAGUUAAUUUACAUUUGUCAGUUAGCGAAAAUACUAAUUUUUCUCCUGAAAUAGGAUUUAAAACUGGUAAUAACAAAAAAAUUUUAGUUAAUGAGAAUAUUUUAAAAAGAGCACCAAAAUUUUCUUCGGAGUACAAAAAAGGACCGAUGAGAAGUUAUAAUUGUCCUGUUAAAGGGCAUGUUUCUUCUGAAAUCAACGAAAAAAAUAAAUAUUUUUACUUUUUUGAAAAGAUGAAAAAUGAAUUUCCAAAUGUAGAUACAGAGCUAUUAAAAAUCUUUUAUCGGUGGGCCUGGAUUAACUUGUUUUUACAAAAAAAUAUUAACUAUAGGUCUCUAAUAGUGAGUGUACAAAAUAAAUUAAAGACUGAAUAUUCUAUUUUAAGAAGGAUUAUUGAAGGAGAUGAUAUAAGCUACAGGUACAUGAUUCUUUUAGUUUUAUCCGUCAAAUCUAACACUUUAGAGGUUUUUGACGGGUUUUUUUGUUGCAAAAUUCAAGUCGAUUCCAUAAUUUCAAAACUCAUUGAAUCAAAAAAACUUGUAAUGGGGUUUAAAAUUAAAUUAUUUGGAUGUAAACUAUUGAUUAAUCACUAUACAUCAAUAUUAGAUUUAAAAGAAGAUACAGUGGUUUUAUAUGCAUAUUAUAAUUCGUUUCAGUUUUCUCUUUCUCAUAGAAAACUUGGAUAUCGAAAAAAGAUAUCUUUUUUAGCUAAAAUUAAAGAUUUAAAAAAGGAAGGAGGCAUUGUCAGUUGUUUAAAAGGACAUGUAAAAAGAAUUGUUGAAAGCAAAUAUGUUGUUCAAGUAAAAGGAUACAGAAAUUCUGUAGAAAAUUUAGAAAAAGAGUUGGAAAAUAUUCAAAGUCUUAUUGUAAAAACAAAAGAACACAUUACAAAUGAAGAUGUUAAAAUCAAAAAAUAUAUUAAGUUUAUUUUGGCUGAUGAUUCUGGAGAAUGUCUUAUUACAUCUUGGAUGUAUAUAGAUGAUUUGUUAAAAGAUAAACAUAUAAUGUUAUGCUACCUUAAGCCUGUAAAUUCUGCACUUGGGCUACAUUUAACUACAACAAAACAAACUUUUAUGAAAUUUUAUGAAGAAACCUAA